UUUGUCGACCCUGAGACGUUUCUUUUGUCGCUAUUGAAAUAACUAUAAUAUUCGUGUAAAAGAUUCCACGUAGUAUUUCUGUUUUCUUUAAAUUCCUCUUCAUUUAACGGACACGUCACACCUGGAACACCUGCCUCCACAUUCGGUUUGAUUAUUAAAAGAACACGGAUAAUAAGAUUUCUAACUGCAUUUAAGUCGCCUAAACUGUGUUUUCAGCGACGAAAAUCUCGUCUUCUAAGAGAGCCGGAUCUUCCCACACCCAGUCCCAUGUUUCCUUCUCCCGGUUAGGGGCUGACUCUAGUCGUCUGCAUAUGAAGCACGGCCCUGUACGACAGAGAUACAUUUCGCGGUGUCGAGUAACCGGCAAAUGUACGAAGGAAGACCAUCCAUACACCCGGGCCAUUUUCCCCACCACUACCCCGCAACGUUGGGUUCUUUCUAGAAUUUAGCCGUAUCUUUAAUUUCUGCGGAAAAUUCUGAAUUUGCAUCGCAUCCCAUUUCCUGCCUCCUCCUCCUCCUUUGCGCAUCCCGUCAUCCAGUGCGAGACCUGGCCCCCUGUGCCGUCCUCCCCUUUGUUUGCGUCUGCCGCGGUGCCGACCGACCUGCGUCUUCGUGCCGAGUUCUUCCCGAUCUUUCUCCAAAUUUUACGUGCCAGGAGAAUAAGACGAACCUACGAAGGGUUGUGGAGCUCUCCACAAGCCUAUAAGCCAGGUACCAAUUUGACCCACCAGGAGACGGAGGCAGGGAGCCUGUUGGAUCGCCAUGGCCGAGGCUGCUGACUACUCCCUCCUGCAGCGGCCUGUUCCAUCCAACCAAACCGGGGUCCGCCAGAUCAUCGAAUGCUUCACGGCUGGCACGGAAGACAUCAAGCGACUCCUCCUCCACGAGGCAGACGUGAUCCUGGAGUGCCGGGUCUGCCGCAGCCUGUACCGAGGUCUGCUCAACUUCGUGUCCCACAAGCAGGAAUACUGUGCCAUGCCCUUCAGCGAGUACGAGCAGCAGCGACUGGGGAUGUCUGGAACUGGGUCGUACUUCAUGGACACGCCCAUGGUGCCGAAAACGGAGACCUCCACAGAGUCGUCCAUCACAGACAGUCUCUUACAGGGUGAGAGUCUUGUUGUGGUGUUACCUGAGCCUCCGCCAGACGACCCACAGCCUAUUGUCGGCUCUGCAGCUGAGAACUACAGUAUAGAGUUCCAGUCCAUCCCAGGCACCUCCCAGGCUGUGUACCAGAGGGUGACCAGGCCAAAAUUUGUCGCUGGAUCAACCCCAAAUUCCCGUAGCCCUGAAAACACCAGAACAAACAAGUUUGCGAAGAUUAGUCCACCCGAAUGCACCAACUCUGACUACGAUCCCAUCCGGGCGUACUGCCGCCUUUGCGACAAAACGUUCUCCUCUCGCCGGAACGUGCGUCGCCACAUGGUGGAAGUUCACAAAAAGACCCUCCCCGGCAGAACGAUCAUUCCGAGCAAGAGCGGGGACUUUGACCUGGAGAAACUGAUUUGUCGCCUCUGUAAGAAAACCUUCAUCUCCAAGCAGAGCAUCAGACGACACAUGGUGGAGCAUCACGGCAAGUCACUGGAGAUAGAACCAUCCACAGGGACAGAUGAGAAAACCACCUCACCAUCAUCCUCUACAUCCUCCAAGUCUGAAGACGAGCAUGAAAGAGACACAAAGAAAGGUGAAAAGAAAGACGAUCAUGAUGAGAAGGAAGAGGAGGAGAAAAAUGGUGAGGAUUGUGCUGCCAAUGAUAAGGAUGAUGACUCAUCUUCAGACAGUGAUGAUGAUGAAGAAGACAGUGACAAUGAUAAUGACGAGGACAAUGAUGCAGAAGAUGUAGAGGGAUCUAAAGAAUUAAAACAGGCUAAACAGAAUGUGUGCCAACAUUGUGACAAGGGUUUUAGUAGUAAAGACAACUGGAAGAAGCACAUGGUUGAGGUCCAUGGACUGGACCCUGAUGGUGAUGAUGCUGACAAAGAUUCAGAUGAUGAAGAUGAUGAUGAUGACGACGACGAUGAUGAUGAUGAAGUGGAGGAUCAGACCACCCCGUCACGGCCUCCCAGCACCAGCUCCAGUGGCACACCUAAACUCCGCAGCAGCUACGACAUGGAUCGGAAGUGCUGUAUCGUGUGUGACCGCUACUUCACCACCAAGAGGAACCUUAUCCGCCACAUGGUGGACGUUCACAAGAGGCCCAUGUCGCAGUUUAAGAUCGGCGCUGAAUACGACAAGCUGCUGUCUCACUGUGACCUGAAGCGGAAAAUGUGUCUCAUCUGCAAAAAAAUCUUCGCAUCCAAGAGGAACACCAAAAGACACAUGGUGGACGUUCACAAACAGCAGCCCAGCAUGAAGGUGCAGAAAGACAACGGUCCUGAAUCCUCCAGCUCGGAACCAUCGACUCCUACGGAAGAAAAGCCAGCAGGCAAAACUACCAAGCUGCAGGCAAGCUAUGAUCUGGAGAAGAAGGAAUGUCUCAUCUGUAAGCGUAAGUUCAGCAGACAGCUCAACCUCCUCCAGCACAUGAAUGCCCACGGUCGCCCUGUCAAGUUCUUCCGCUGUCCGUUUUGUGCGUAUGAGACACGGGAGAAGCGCCACGUGCUGCGGCACGCCGGCAGCGUCCACAAGAAAGGCCCGAAAGACCUGCAAAAGAUUCACACCAGCCUGAAGACGCGUGCGGUCAUGCGCAUGAUCGGGCCCGAUGGCAAGGUAAAGCCCAUGGUGCAGCCAAGCUCCAAACCAGACCCUGAGAAUGAGAAUGAGGAAAAUGCUCCUGCUACCGGAAAUGAGGUAAAGAUAUCGGAGGCUUUGACCCUACACAAGUGCAAUGUGUGCAAGCGGGCGUUUGCCAACAAGGGGACAUACUGCAAGCAUAUGAAGUGGAUGCAUGGCAGAAACAUCAAACAAGAGGAGAACUCUGCAAAGAAAGAAGAACAGACAAAUUCUUCUACCAAAAAAGAUAAAGAUGGCCAUGAAAAACAGAGCAUCACAAGCCAGUCUGCUGUGUCAAAGAAGUCUGGAACGGGCGUGACUGUCAAACCAGAGGAGAACUCCACAAAGAAGGAGGAACAGACAAAGAAAGAAAAAGAUGCACACGAAAAACCGAGCAUCACAAAUCAGUCUGCAGUGUCAAAGAAGUACGGUACAGGCGUGACCAAAAUCAUGGACGUCCCAAACCUGAAAUGCCUGAAGUGCAACAAGAAAUUCAGUGGACCACAGGUGCUGCAAAGACAUGUGCGACUCCACAUGUCUCAGGACUAAGUACCUCUCAACUGUCACCACAGAUCAAACUUUGACAUUCUCCCUGCUGUCUGAACCCAUUACCAAUACAAAAUUUGGUGCCAAAAGGCCAUCUUAGCAGGCAGAAGGUUAACCCCUCUAGAAUACCCUACCCAGGGCAUGUUGCCUGCUAAGUGUUGGGGAAAAGACAAGAUGAACCUAUUAUAUUAACUGAAAGGCCAGGGAAGCUGCAGAGUCAUCUCUUUCAAAUCAAUUUCUGCUCCAUUUUAGGUAUGAUGGUUGGAAAACAAGUGGUAACAUACUUUGUUGGGUAAAAGAAAUUGUGAAGGAGGAAAUAUUGUUGCAUAUUGUGACUUGUAUACAAGCUGUACAUUGUCAGCGAAUUAGAUGACUAUCAAAUAUGGCACAAACAAUGCCAACAAC
Molecule: messenger RNA, 3660 nt
Organism: Branchiostoma belcheri (Belcher's lancelet)
Lineage: Eukaryota; Metazoa; Chordata; Leptocardii; Amphioxiformes; Branchiostomatidae
Product: zinc finger protein 800-like
Exons: 2
Coding region: 763-3258 (831 amino acids)
Source: RefSeq, a predicted model, not a curated record